UUAUUAACGUGUUCAUCUUUUUAUGUUCUUAGGCAAUAGAGAAUGCUGAUGAGAGAACCAUUUCCCUAAUUUUCAAAUAGUCAAGCUGGUUGCCAUGAUGGAUGAUCAGCAAGCUUUGAACUCAAUCAUGCAAGAUUUGGCUGUUCUUCAUAAGGCCAGUCGACCAGCAUUAUCCUUACAGGAAACCAGAAAAGCAAAAUCCUUAUCACCAAAAAAGCAGAAUGAUGUCCGAGUCAAAUUUGAACACAGAGGAGAAAAAAGAAUCCUUCAGUUUCCCAGACCAGUUAAACUGGAAGAUCUGAGGUCUAAAGCUAAAAUUGCCUUUGGACAGUCUAUGGACCUACAUUAUACCAAUAAUGAGUUGGUGAUUCCAUUAACCACCCAAGAUGACUUGGACAAAGCUGUGGAACUGCUGGAUCGUAGUAUUCAUAUGAAGAGCCUCAAAAUAUUACUUGUAAUAAAUGGAAGUACACAGGCUACUAAUUUAGAGCCAUUGCCAUCACUAGAAGAUUUGGAUAACACAGUAUUUGGAGCAGAGAGGAAAAAAAGACUUUCUAUAGUAGGUCCCACUAGUAGAGAUAGAAGCUCCCCACCCCCUGGAUACAUUCCAGAUGAAUUACACCAGGUUGCCCGGAAUGGGUCAUUUACCAGUAUCAACAGUGAAGGAGAGUUCAUUCCAGAGAGCAUGGACCAAAUGCUGGACCCAUUAUCUUUAAGCAGCCCUGAAAAUUCUGGCUCAGGAAGUUGUCCAUCACUUGAUAGCCCUCUGGAUGGAGAGAGCUAUCCAAAAUCACGAAUGCCUAGGGCCCAGAGCUACCCAGAUAAUCAUCAGGAAUUUUCAGACUAUGAUAACCCUAUAUUUGAGAAAUUUGGAAAAGGAGGAACAUAUCCAAGAAGGUAUCAUGUUUCAUAUCAUCAUCAAGACUAUAAUGAUGGUCGUAAAACUUUUCCAAGAGCCAGAAGGACCCAGGGGACCAGCUUCCGGUCUCCUGUGAGUUUCAGUCCUACAGACCACUCCUUAAGCACUAGUAGUGGAAGCAGUAUCUUUACCCCAGAGUAUGAUGAGAGUCGAAUAAGAAGAAGGGGAAGUGACAUAGACAAUCCUACUUUGACUGUAAUGGACAUCAGCCCACCCAGCCGCUCACCUCGUGCUCCAACCAACUGGAGAUUGGGCAAACUGCUUGGCCAGGGAGCCUUUGGCAGGGUCUACCUCUGUUAUGAUGUUGAUACAGGAAGAGAAUUGGCUGUUAAGCAAGUUCAAUUUGACCCAGAUAGCCCUGAGACCAGCAAGGAAGUAAAUGCACUUGAGUGUGAAAUUCAGUUGUUGAAAAACUUGCUGCAUGAGCGAAUUGUUCAGUAUUAUGGCUGUUUGAGGGAUCCCCAAGAAAAAACACUUUCCAUAUUUAUGGAAUAUAUGCCAGGGGGUUCAAUUAAAGACCAACUAAAAGCAUAUGGAGCUCUUACUGAGAAUGUGACUAGGAAAUACACCCGUCAGAUUCUGGAGGGAGUCCAUUAUUUGCACAGUAAUAUGAUUGUUCAUAGAGAUAUAAAAGGUGCAAAUAUUCUGCGAGAUUCAACAGGCAACGUCAAACUAGGAGAUUUUGGGGCCAGCAAACGGCUUCAAACCAUCUGUCUUUCGGGGACAGGAAUGAAGUCUGUCACAGGCACACCAUACUGGAUGAGCCCUGAAGUGAUUAGUGGAGAAGGCUAUGGCAGAAAAGCAGAUAUCUGGAGCGUGGGCUGUACUGUGGUGGAAAUGCUAACGGAAAAGCCUCCUUGGGCAGAAUUUGAAGCAAUGGCUGCCAUCUUUAAAAUCGCCACUCAGCCGACGAACCCUAAGCUGCCACCCCAUGUCUCAGACCAUACUCGAGAUUUCCUCAAACGGAUCUUUGUAGAGGCCAAACUGAGACCUUCCGCUGAUGAACUUUUAAGGCACAUGUUUGUGCACUAUCACUAGCAGCCAGUAACCUCUCCUGUGCCUCUACCCAGCUCCCAUCUAUUCAUUCACCUUCUCUCUGACUGCACUUUUCUUUUUUAUAAAAAAGAGAGAUGGGGGAGAAAACAAAGACAAGAGGGAAAGUGUUUCUCUUGAUUCUUGGUUAAAUUUGAUUAAUAAUAAUAGUAUCCUAAAGUUUUUAUAUUUAAUCUUUUUUUCCCUUACAAGAACUUGAAACUUUUUUUUUAAAAUUUUUAUAAUGUACUGAUGUGGUUCAGAGACAUAAAGCACUUUAGUACAUAGUCACUCUUUUUAGUACAAAAAGAUCAUUUGGAAUACCUAAAGAUUGUAGAGUCUUUCCCUGUGUCACUGACAGAUUGGCAGUGAUGGGGAGAUAUGGAAAACAAGGAGAAGAAAAUGAUGUAUAAUUUGUAGUUUUUAGUGAUAGUAUUUAAAAUAGAUUCUUGUUUGUGGGGUUGAGCCCUAAACUUGAGUUUAGGAUAGGUACUCAGCUUAAAGAAUAUAGGUUCCUUCUUGUAUCUGUAUUCUUUAGAUCCUAACCUCUGUCUACCAAGCUUUUUGCUCAGUAGGACUCUUGAUAGCAAAUAUGAAUCUCUAGGAGGUAUGUUUGUUUGUUAAUCCUAACCAGUAUAAUAAGCAAAUACACUAUAAUAGAUCCAUGUUACUGGAAUCUAUAAACCUUGAGGGAUAGCUUUCUGCUUAAAAAAAGAAAAGAUAUUGUUUCAUUUUAAAACAGAUAUGGGAAGUCAAUAAGCAAAUCCAAAUUAAAAGACAAAAGGAGAUUGCUCUAAUUAAAUGUGUAAGCAGUAGAAGAGACCACAUUUGCCGGUCAACAGAAAUAAUGAAAAGAAGAACUAAGUGUUGUUUAGUGUAUUUUAAACUGUGUUCUUUACCUGAGGGGGAAAGUCCCAAAAAUCAAGGGGAAGGAGAAAUAAUCAAAAUCAUGUAUACUAUAUCUUCCUGUUUCUAGCUCCUGAUUCCCCAUAGAUAACAUUGUUUAGGAACUAAGAGUUUAACCUGCAGUAUCCAUGUGUUAAAAACUAGUGUCAUGAUAUGAAACCCUUGUUCUUGUUCUUUGGAUCACAGACUACUAAAGCACCUCAAAAAACAGUUAGCAUGUAAAACAGUGGUUUUCACAGCUGGGGUGAGAAUAGUUUUGCUUGGCAUUUGACAAUGACUGGAAACAUUUUUGGUUGUCACAACCAGGAGGAUGCUAGAGGCAUCUAGUGGUUAGAGGCCAGGGAUGCUGCUAAACAAACUAAAGUAUACAAGAACAGCACCUCUGGCCCCCCAACAAAGAAUUAUCCUGCCCCAAAUGUUAAAAGUGCCGAAGUUGAGAAACCCUGAUGUACAUACCAGCCCCAGUUAUAAACGAAAAUGGCCAUUUACAAAGCAGGUUCCUUGCAAAAAGUAAGUUUCAGAGAGUGAUGUAAUGCAUAAUGAGGGUUUUACAAGAGAAGAUACCACUACUUCAAGUCGAGGGUGAUAGGUCUCAACAAACAGCCAGUAACAAUCCUUUCCCUUCCAGCUGCAUGUUGCACCCAAAUCAGUAACUUCCAUUUUAGACACAAAAUGAACUUAAACACGGAGCCUGUUGAACUCAGUCAUCUAUGUGUAUUCUUUCCUCAAAAGUCAGUUCAUAAUUGUGGG
Messenger RNA from Lipotes vexillifer (Yangtze River dolphin), 3607 nucleotides. It is a transcript of the gene MAP3K2, whose product is annotated as mitogen-activated protein kinase kinase kinase 2. The record is from RefSeq and is a predicted model, not a curated record. Bases 95 to 1957 code for a protein of 620 amino acids. Gene Ontology annotation, biological process: protein phosphorylation. NCBI's taxonomy places the organism in Eukaryota, Metazoa, Chordata, Mammalia, Artiodactyla, Lipotidae. Gene Ontology annotation, molecular function: ATP binding; protein kinase activity; protein binding. The transcript has 16 exons.